AACUUCCAUCCACCACAACGAUCUCCUAUGCACAAACAUCCACAAAAACAAAAGAAGGGAAAAACCACAAGCUAGCCAUGGUUAGCAGCAAGAUUAGUAUUGUCGGAGCCAUCACAUCUCCAAUUGUGGUUGUGGUGGCACUUACACUAUUGAUCACACUUUUGGCACCGACAGUAGAUGCACAACCAUACUCAACAAUGCCACCUAGCAUGAUUGGAGAUUUAUUGCCACGGACGAGAGUACCUCCGUCCGGGCCUAGCCAUCCUCCACCCAUCGUGGCGAUGCAACCAUCAUGGAGAAUGCCAUCUGCUGGACCUAUGAAGCCUCCUUCCAUGGCGGCGAUGUCACCUGAUGUUGUUGGGGAUUUGCUACCACGAGGAAGAGUACCACCCUCCGGGCCUAGCCAUCCACCAACCUUGGUGGCGAUGUCACCUGAUGUUGUUGGGGAUUUGCUACCACGAGGACCUAGCCAUCCGCCACCAAGGGUGGCGAUGUCACCUGAUGUUGUUGGGGAUUUGCUACCACGAGGACCUAGCCAUCCGCCACCAAGGGUAGCGAUGUCACCUGAUGUUGUUGGGGAUUUGCUACCACGAGGACCUAGCCAUCCGCCACCAAGGGUGGCGAUGUCACCUGAUGUUGUUGGGGAUUUGCUACCACGAGGACCUAGCCAUCCGCCACCAAGGGUGGCGAUGUCACGUGAUGUUGUUUGGGAUUUGCUACCACAAGGACCUAGCCAUCCGCCACCAAGGGUGGCGAUGUCACCUGAUGUUGUUGGGGAUUUGCUACCACGAGGAAGAGUACCACCCUCAGGACCUAGCCAUCCCCCACCCUUGGUGGCGAUGUCACCUAGCAUUGUUGGGGAUUUGCUACCACGAGGACCUAGCCAUCCACCACCCUUGGAGGAAAUGAUCGAGUAUAGCAAUGAUGUCCUCGGUGCAAAUGAUAAACUUGUUGGUAAUGUAAGGAUGAAUACAUAAGGAUAAUGUGAUGUAACUUAUAGACAAUAACAUAAAUAAAAAGAAUAUCCUAUGUUGUUUAUUUUCCUUGA
Zea mays is the source of this 1048-nucleotide messenger RNA. Its product is annotated as basic salivary proline-rich protein 1-like. Lineage: Eukaryota; Viridiplantae; Streptophyta; Magnoliopsida; Poales; Poaceae. The transcript has a single exon. Bases 78 to 977 code for a protein of 299 amino acids. The record is from RefSeq and is a predicted model, not a curated record.